UGUUGAUGCAGAUUACUUGUAAAGAUGCCAGGAAUUCAAUUUGGGGGGCACACUUUGAAAUCCCAUGGAACAAAGGUUGCAAGAGUCCACUUGCAUGACUGGAUAAUUCUCCUGCUCUUGGUACUAAUAGAUGCUGGCUUAAAUCUUAUAGAACCAUUUCAUCGCUACGUUGGGCCUGAGAUGAUGACAGAUCUGAAAUACCCCUUGAAAAUUCCAGACACUAUACCAUUUUGGGCAGUUCCAAUUUUUGCAAUAAUUGUCCCCUGCACAAUAUUUCUCAUCUAUUAUCUCAUCAGAAGGGAUGUUUAUGAUUUGCAUCAUGCUACAUUAGGCAUUCUAUUUUCGAUACUCGUAACUGCAGUCAUCACGGAUUCCAUCAAAGAUGCCGUUGGUCGACCACGCCCUGACUUUUUCUGGAGGUGCUUCCCUGAUGGAGUGCCGGUGUUUAAGAAGGGAAAUGGGGAUGUGCUGUGCUCAGGAGACCAAAGUAUUAUCAAAGAAGGAUACAAAAGCUUUCCAAGCGGGCAUACUUCAUGGUCCUUUGCUGGCCUUGGUUUCUUGUCAUGGUACUUAUGCGGGAAAAUUAAAGCAUUUGAUCAGAGGGGGCAUGUGGCAAAACUCUGCCUUGUCAUUCUUCCUCUUCUUGUUGCUGCGCUAAUUGGUAUUUCACGUGUGGAUGACUAUUGGCAUCACUGGACGGAUGUAUUUGCUGGAGCUUUAAUAGGAUCAGUAGUUUGCUCUUUGUGCUACCUGCAGUUCUUCCCCUUUCCACAUGGCAUAAAUGGGGGGGCUACUCAUACAUUUCUUCGACUGCUGGAGGAAAAUGGUUCAAAGAAUUCAACAAACAUAGAAAUGGAUCACAUGCGAAACCACGUAACAGCAACUCCUGAAUCCAGAAGCCAAGAUUUAGAUGCAAUGGAAAAUGGAAGGAGAUAUUGAUUGCAAAUUCUCAGAUUCAGUACAUAUUAUGUUAGACCUGGCUGCUACAUAGGAAUUAUCAAUAUAUAGCUUCUACAAAUUCUUUGUUUGUACUUGUAAAAUCUCAAUCUGGUUAUCAGAAGCGGUAAGAGAAUCAAGUACAACCUACAGCCUCAAAGAUCACACAUAACCUUAUCCCCCUUCGCCAAUUAUCCCACACUUUUGGGCUCUUUCUGUAGCUAUGCAGAUAUUGCUUAAAUUCAAUUUUGAUUU
This is a messenger RNA of Coffea arabica (coffee), 1191 nucleotides long. Its product is annotated as lipid phosphate phosphatase 2-like. Gene Ontology annotation, biological process: phospholipid metabolic process; phospholipid dephosphorylation. Gene Ontology annotation, cellular component: membrane. Lineage: Eukaryota; Viridiplantae; Streptophyta; Magnoliopsida; Gentianales; Rubiaceae. Gene Ontology annotation, molecular function: phosphatidate phosphatase activity. The record is from RefSeq and is a predicted model, not a curated record.